Messenger RNA from Cervus elaphus (red deer), 2195 nucleotides. RefSeq names its product ganglioside induced differentiation associated protein 1 like 1 (gene GDAP1L1). The coding region runs from base 184 to 1113 and encodes 309 amino acids. The transcript is spliced from 5 exons. The record is from RefSeq and is a predicted model, not a curated record. NCBI's taxonomy places the organism in Eukaryota, Metazoa, Chordata, Mammalia, Artiodactyla, Cervidae.
GAGUGAGCUCCCGGGAUCCCCUCGCCCCUCCCCCUGCGCCCAGUGAGUAAUGACAUUCACGGGGAAGGGAGGGAGCGCGCGAGCGAAGGAGAGGGGCAGGCUCGCGAGGCCAUGUGAUGCUGGGCGAGAGAGAGCCGCCGCCGCCGAAGCCUCCUGCUUUCCUCCCUCGGAUUUCGGGCUGUCAUGGCGACCCCCAACAACCUGACCCCCACCAACUGCAGCUGGUGGCCCAUCUCGGCGCUGGAGAGCGAUGCUGCGAAGCCGGCAGAGGCUCCCGACGCACCCGAAGCGGCCAGCCACGCCCAUUGGCCCAAGGAGAGCCUGGUUCUGUACCACUGGACCCAGUCCUUCAGCUCGCAGAAGGUGCGGCUGGUGAUCGCUGAGAAGGGCCUGGCGUGUGAGGAGCGGGACGUGAGCCUGCCGCAGAGCGAGCACAAGGAGCCCUGGUUCAUGCGGCUCAACCUGGGCGAGGAGGUGCCCGUCAUCAUCCACCGCGACAACAUCAUCAGCGACUACGACCAGAUCAUCGACUACGUGGAGCGCACGUUCACGGGAGGACAUUUAGCCAAUGCCACCACAGACCUCAUGAAAUUGGACCAUGAAGUGGAGCCCCAGCUAUCUGAGCCCUACCUUUCUAAACAGAAGAAGCUCAUGGCCAAGAUCUUGGAACAUGAUGACGUGAGCUACCUGAAGAAGAUCCUGGGGGAGCUGGCCAUGGUGCUGGACCAGAUAGAGGCUGAGCUGGAGAAGAGGAAGCUUGAGAACGAGGGGCAGAAGUGCGAGCUCUGGCUCUGCGGCUGUGCCUUCACCCUCGCGGAUGUCCUCCUGGGAGCCACCCUGCACCGCCUCAAAUUCCUGGGACUGUCCAAGAAAUACUGGGAAGACGGCAGCCGGCCCAACCUGCAGUCCUUCUUCGAGAGGGUCCAGAAACGCUUUGCCUUCCGGAAAGUUCUGGGCGACAUCCACACCACUCUGCUGUCAGCGGUCAUCCCCAACGCGUUCCGGCUAGUCAAGCGGAAACCGCCAUCUUUCUUUGGGGCGUCCUUCCUCAUGGGCUCCCUGGGAGGGAUGGGCUACUUUGCCUACUGGUACCUCAAGAAAAAAUACAUCUAAAGCCAGGCCCCGGGCUUGGUGUCUGACUGUCGGUGUCUCUGUGCUGUGUGAUUCCCAACGAGCUCUCGGUAACCACCGUCUCGUCUCACGAACACUUGGACAGCCCCCUCCCACCCCUUGUUCGGAAUAGUUCUAUAGUCAGUGUGAAAACAUUCCAUAGUUUAGGAGUAGAUAUUGUCAAUGCCGUGAGUUGAGGCCACGGCUCUACUAAAGGAGAAAAAGAAUGAGUGGGAAAGAGAGAGAGAGGAAAAACAAAAACACGAAUGCCUUUUGUUUGUUUUGAUUCAAGGUCUCAAGAUGGAACUGUGGGGACUAGUUGGGAUCUGAGGUGAGUCCCAGGCCAUUUCAUUCACCAGGGCCCAAAUUCUGGGAGGUGCUGGGGGCUCAGAGGGCCUGACCCUCGCCUCCCCUUCCCUCUUGCCCAGGGAACUCUUCCACAGGACAAAGCCUACAUCAAGACUCGACUCCUCUAAGCGGUACUUCCGGGUGGGGCUGGAGACCCAGAGACCCGCAUGGGAGACCCCUGAAGAUCGGCUUAGGGGCUUCAUUCUUCUCCUGGACCUGAAUUGAGUCAGCACUGGCUGAAGCCUAGGCCGUGACAUCCAACCAGAGGCUGUGUCUGGACCGAUGCCACAAGCACACCCUCCCAUUCCUCUCUUGAUUUGAGCAGAGCGCUUGGUCUGGCUUUACCGGAAGUUCCUGAAGGCAGCGUCCAUCCCAUCCUCCUCCUCCCACCUGGAGUUGAGUUUUCCCACCAUGUGAGGUGGACUUGCAGUAAAAGCCAUGUUGACCUUCUCUCGGAAGUUCAGCCCUGGCCACAAUGUUGGGUCUGGAGAUGGAUGGGGUCCUUGGGUCCUUCUCCUGCCUCUGCCAAAGCCAUCUCCGUCAACGCCUGCCUCCCCCAUCACUCUCGGGGCUUCCUCCGUGCCCCACCAUGUCUCGCAGGGGGUCUCUGCAUCCACGCUGCCAGCCCCGCGGCGUCUCACUUCCCUGUGCCUUUUGCAUGUUGGGAAAGGGUCUGGGUGUCACUGCCCCUCAUGCUUAAAAACCACUGAAAGCCCCCAAUAAAGCAUCCAGGAGGA